This is a messenger RNA of Oncorhynchus tshawytscha (Chinook salmon), 5094 nucleotides long. Its product is annotated as non-muscle caldesmon. The record is from RefSeq and is a predicted model, not a curated record. Gene Ontology annotation, molecular function: calmodulin binding; myosin binding; actin binding. Lineage: Eukaryota; Metazoa; Chordata; Actinopteri; Salmoniformes; Salmonidae. Gene Ontology annotation, cellular component: actin cytoskeleton. Gene Ontology annotation, biological process: actin filament bundle assembly; muscle contraction; angiogenesis. Bases 233 to 1807 code for a protein of 524 amino acids. The transcript has 15 exons.
GGCUGAGCAAGAGAGAGAGAGGGAAGAGACAGGCUUUGCCUUUUCUGGUAGUUAUAGUUGCUGAAAGAGCAAGCAGGAAUUCUUUGUGCUGUAGCAGAGAGAGCUGAGAUAUAAACCAGACUGUGGAGUUGAUAUACUGAGAGAGGAGGGAGUGCUGCCCAUGGACUAAACCUAAGCGUCCGCUACUCACUACAGCUAAGUCGGAACACAGAAGAAACGCUCCCAGGCCACCAUGGAUGACGACUUUGACCAGCGCAUGGAAUUGAGGAGGCAGAGGCGUGAGCAAAUGCGUCUAGACGCAGAGAAGGGCUUCAGCACAACUGAUGAUGAUGAGGAGGUGGCUCGCGAGCGUAGGAGAAACGCUCGUGAGGAACGAAUGAAAAAGGCGGAGAUGGAAGAGUCUAGCAGCAGCACCGUGACAACAGAGGUCAACAACACUCACAGUGUGACAGAGACAGAGUUCUCCUCCACCGGUGCAGAGGUGAGCUCCUCAGCAGGUGAUGGGGAUGACGUGGUACUCCUGGACCGCCUGGCCAAGCGGGAGGAACGCAGACAGAAGAGGUUGAAAGAGGCACUGGAUAGACAGAAGGAGUUCGACCCAACCAUCACCGAUGGUAAUGAGAACAGCCAGGAGGAGACCCUCCCUAGCGAGCGCCACCGAGGCACAGAGGAGGAGAAGGAGGAGAAACCAGCCCAGGAGGAAGUAACCACCAACUCCUGGAGUAGAGAGGAGGAGAAGGAGGUGAAAGAAGAGGAGGCGACGCCAAAGGAGGAGGAGCCUGAACCCGUCACAGAGCCUGAGAAAGCUGAGGAGGUGGAGGAAGAGAAGAAAGAGGAGGAAAAGUCCAAAAAGCGGGAGGCUGCGAAGGUGGAGUUGGAGAAACCGAAGUUAAGAUCAGUGAGGAAAGACGAAAAGGAGUCCUCCCUCUCCAAGCAGCAGAACGGUGGUGUGGCGCGCUCCGCCGAGACCGAGGACCAGGAGCGCCUGGAGGCGGAGCGUAAGCUGGAGGAGCUGAAGCGGCGUCGUGACGAGGCGGACAGCGAGGAGUUUGAGAAGAUGAAGCAGAAACAGCACGAGUCUGAGGCUGAGCUGGAGGAGCUGAAGAAGAAGAGGGAGGGGAGGAAGAAGGUCAUUGAGGAGGAAGAGAAGCAGAAGAAGGCAGAGCUGGCUGAAAAGAAGGCCAAGGAGCAGGAGGAGAGGAAGAGGUUGAAGGAAGAGAUAGAGCAAAGAAGAAAAGACGCUGCAGAGAAGAAGAAACAGAUGAUCGAGGAAUCGGGCGACGGAGACAAGAAACCCUUCACAUUGGGUGUCACGCCCAAGGGCAAGAUUGGGGAGAGAGCAGAAUUCCUGAACCAGAGAGCCCAGAAAGGCUGUAAGACAUCACAUGCUCCUAUUGUCUCCAAGAUAGGCAACAGACUGGACCUAUACACUGCUGCAGUUCAGACCAACCGGGAUGUGAGGUCUCCUAAGUCUCCGGUCUCAGACCUGCCAGAGACACCAAGCAUCCGCAACAUCAAGAGCAUGUGGGAGAAAGGGAACGUUGGGGGGGCCACUGAAAGUCCCAAGCCUAUGAAUAAGGAUGCUGCUGAUAUUAAAGUGGGUGUGGCUGGACUGACCAAAGGCUGGGGCAAGAGCCCAGCAGACACUGGCAAGGCAGCUGCAGCCGCAGCUGAGAAGGCUGAUGACCUGAAACCUGUUGAUGUGGGCAACAAGCGCAGCCUAUGGGAAACAAAGGGCUCCUCCCCUGCUAAGGUGACAGUUGGAGGCAAGAACAAAUCUGUCACAAAUGCAGGUGUGGGACGCUAAUGAUCCAAAGUAAAAACCCUGAGGAAGAAGCCCAAACUGAUGAAAUACAAGACUCUACUCUGUGUAUUCAUAACCAAAAAUAUCUCCAUAACAGCCCUGCAGGGGUUGGCACCCAAAUUAUUUUUCAGUUCUGAACAGAAACAUAAUUUUUUUUUUUGUUCCGUUCCACUGUUCUGACCAGCAAGUUCUGAACCUGUUCGAAACCCCCCAAAAUAAAUAUAGCAUUCCUUUCUGUUCCUUUUUAAACCUCUAAACUCUAUUUUUCUACAUGACUUCACCAAUCAUUGUGGAUAGAGCAGCAUGCUAUGGAGUGGGCACGCUAUAGUUGUUAACAAGCAUUGGACAGACAAGUGUAGGUCACGAGAUGCGACUAAAAUUUUGCGGGUGGGGAGAGAGGGUGGAGGAGGAGGCUUGGCUUGAAGUGCUGGGCAUCUUGUUAUGACAUGCAUUUUCUGAAUUAGACCCACAGAAUUAUAGCUACGGAGGAGCGGCUUCUAUGAAGGAACUUUGAAUGUCUUUGAACUUUCGAGAGUUGGCUUAACGUUGGACUAGAGCUAUUUAGCUAGAUAACAAGCUUGUGUGUGCUAUAGUAUCCUUAACUAGCAAUGAAAAAGUUAAUCCAUUCUUCUCUCUCCUUAAUUUCUGAAUCACGCUUGUAACAUCAGUAGGCUACAGUAGCCUAUGCUUCAGAGGGGGAGGGGCAUGUAGCCUACACACACACAAACACCGGCGAAGAUUUUCAGCUGGCAGGCACACACUGGAAUAUGUUUUUGAGUGUGGGCUUUGCAGAGGUGCUUUUGUUUUUGUUUUUUGUGGGACUGGAAAACAAUCCCCAGAAUGUAUAAAAUAACGUUAGUAAACAGUUCCCAUGCUUGAACAAUAAUGGUUCUGUUCCAGAACAGUAUACUGUAGAUCACUUUAAUUCCUGGUUCUGAUUCUGUUCAUUGAAAGAUGUCAUUAUUUUCCGGUCUGUUCCCUGAAACGGUUCCAACCCCUCCAGCCUUUGCACAAUCCCUUGUACAUCCUCAUAGAAUUUAUGCUGUGAAAAUGAAAUUUGGAAAUAAUUUAUGUUAGUGUAAUGAAAAAUAUUGUAUCCCCUCCACCCUUCUGGGCUCGACAUAAUUUCUUUGAUAAACAAAAGAAAUUCAAAGAAUAGAUAAGAAACCUUAAAAAAAAAAAUUCAAAGUUAUCCAAAAUGUAAUGCGUCUUUUGAAGAAUUGAAUAAGGUAUCUAUCCAAAUAGCCAUACUGAACUGAAUUUUGUUGUACUUUUAUUUUUUUCUAUUUUUCAAGAAAAGCUUCCAUAAGGUUGACAUUAGCUGGCAGUCUGAUCAUAUACAUAUACUACCUAUAUGUCAGGAUAGAUGUUUGUCACAUUCAUCACUUCGAUAUCUUUGCUCACAGUGUAAUGGUGACGUGAUGGUGUCAUUGUAGUGCAUAUUCACAUUAUUCAGUCGAACGGGGUAUUUUAGUUUUUAGUUAUGAAUUAGCAGUAUCCACUAUCACAGCUUUUUUGAGAUGUGUUCACAUUUUGUAUUCCAUUUCUGGAAAUAUCAAAAUGAGUUUUAUGGCAUCACAGCUGUUUUUUCCUCCCAAAUAUACUUUUCAUUGACUGAUACUUUGGUCCCGCUUAGCUGGGUUUGGGCUGAUAAGCCUCUAAAUACUUGACUUAUUUUAUGUUUACGGAUGUCAAUAUUCGGACUGCCACAUGGUCACGAGGAGGCUGUCCUAAUAUGGACACCGUAUACAUGUAUAUUGAAUGGCUCUGCUCUCCAGGUGACAUAAACCAUGAACUACAACUUAUUUCCCAAUAAGCACAGGUUGCUAAACUAACCCCCUCAAAAUCAUUGGAUAAAUAAUGCCCAGGACUGUAGCAAGAUUAUCAGAGGGUUAAUCACUCCUUGGUUGGUCUUAAAGGUCUCAAUGUAUAAUAAGGCUAUUGGAAUUAAGGACUAUCCAGGAAAGGUGUGACCGUUUGACUGAAGUUAACAAUCAUCCAAAGAGACAGGAGUCAUAUCACAUUGUUCCAUGAAGAUUUUCACAACUAAGCCAAAGGGACUAGGUUUUUUUAGACCAAAGUUUUAAACAAUGAGGAGGCAUAGAUGCAGUAAAGAGGCCAAUGGAACAUAGACCAUUGGGGGAAAGAAGAAGGACACCGGAUUGGCGCACGUUCAACAAAUCUCAAAUCAAAUUGGAUUGGUCACGUACACGUGUUUAGCAGAUGUUAUUGCAGGUGUAGCGAAAUGCUUGUAAGAGCUAGAAGCGAGGCAGCCCUCUCUGUCUCCAUUUCCUCCCCUAUCUGAUCUUAACAAUGACAAAUCUGUCAUGGUUUAUGUAUUGUAACAGGUCCACAAUGUCGUUACUAAAGUUUGAUUUGGAUAUAUUUGGCUGUUUACGUUGCAUAACAUUUAGAAGUAGUCCAUUUUCAGGUUUAGAAGAAGUGACUGCAAAAUGCUAACACCCGUUCGUAAAAGCUGGUAGCAUAGCUAGCAUAGAAAAAUCGGUGGUGGUAGUCAAAGUCGUUUUUAACUGUAAUGCAGUUGAUUGAUGAUGAUGACAUAAAUAUGUAUUAGGGUUGACAUCAAUACAAGCAUUAUACACCGAUUAUUUUGAAUUAUUUUACCUCAGCAUAGUUUCAAAGACACAUAAACAAUAGCCUAAAUGUAGGCACAUUUUCCUGGGGGCAAUAAAGAGAUUCGGGAUCUUUCCUCCAUGGUUUCUUUCCCCCGUGCGUUUCCAUGGCAUUUCCAUUGUUUUGGUCGACUUCUAUUGACCUCGUUACCGCAUCUAUCAUUUCAAAACCAAAUAUGUAAAAUGUUCUGGGGAUUCUUAAGUAUGUCCUCUUUUGUUUACACAUUUUCAAGUAAUUCAUUGUAUUUUAUUUUUUAAAUUUUUAAAUUCUUUGCACCAUUUUGAAACACCAUGGGAAAUGUUCCCACAGAGUAACAUUAGCUGAGAUUUGCACCGUAUUGCAAGUUAAGGGGAAAAGUAAAGGCCCAUCUGUCUAUAUACAGUUGACUUUACAGAUGUACACCAAAAUACAAUACUGUACUAGGCAUCUAAUUAAAAUGCAGUUCUUUACUCACUGAUGUUUCACUUUGGCAUUCUGAGUAUGACGUGGUAUCGAUCUCUAUGAAUGCUCCUUUUUCUUUUAAACUUGAGGUAAAGGAGAUUAUUGUAAGUAAAGUAAGUCCUAAUGUCUAUUAUAAUGAACUGCCUUGUUCAGAGGUUUUGAUUCAAGAUUUUCCUUGUCCCCGCUACAUCAAUAAAACAAAUGUAAAAAGCUAA